Molecule: messenger RNA, 1152 nt
Organism: Microthlaspi erraticum
Lineage: Eukaryota; Viridiplantae; Streptophyta; Magnoliopsida; Brassicales; Brassicaceae
Source: the annotation of a GenBank genome assembly
AUGGUCAAGGUGGCGGGAGGUGGAUUCUUGUCUACUUUGGGCCGUGCUAGAGGAGUCGAGAUCGAGAUUGCGGGGCAGUCAAUGCCAGCAGACUUAGUCAUCAGUCCGGUGGAGCUGUAUGACGUUAUUCUCGGGAUGGACUGGUUGUCACACUACAGAGUUCAUCUGGAUUGCUACAGAGGUAGAGUGGUCUUCGAGCGAGAUGCAGGGAGGUUGGUUUAUCAGGGAGUGAGACCGACUUCCGGGAGUAUUGUGAUAUCUGCUAUUCAGGCCGAGCAGUUGUUAGAGCGGGGCUGUGAGGCGUAUCUGGCGACGAUUUCUAUGUCUGAGUCAGGAGCUGGAGUUGUUAUGGGAGAUAUUGAGGUUGUCCAGGAUUUUGAGGAUGUCUUUCAGUCACUGAAGGGAUUACCACCAUCUCGGUCUGAUCCUUUCACGAUUGAGUUAGAGCCGGGGACAGCACCGAUAUCGAAGACGCCUUACAGGAUGGCGCCAGCUGAGUUGGCAGAGCUGAAGAAGCAGAUAGAGGACCUUUUGUCUAAGGGGUUCAUUCGACCGAGUGUUUCACCGUGGGGAGCACCGGUGUUGUUUGUGAAGAAGAAGGAUGGCAGUUUCAGACUUUGUAUCGAUUACAGAGGUCUUAACCGAGUCACUGUGAAGAACAGGUACCCACUCCCGAGGAUUGAUGAGUUGUUGGAUCAGUUGAGGGGUGCUACUUGGUUCUCCAAGAUUGACUUGGCAUCGGGGUAUCAUCAGAUCCCGAUAGAUGAGGCAGAUGUCAGGAAGACUGCUUUCAGGACGCGUUAUGGGCAUUUUGAGUUUGUGGUUAUGCCUUUCGGUUUGACUAACGCGCCGGCAGCCUUCAUGAGAUUGAUGAACGACGAGGAGCAUGCGACUCACUUGAGGUUGGUUCUGGAGAAGCUUCGGGAGCAGAAGCUUUUUGCUAAGUUGAGCAAGUGCAGUUUCUGGCAGCGAGAGAUGGGAUUUCUUGGCCACAUUGUUUCUGCAGAGGGAGUUUUGUGGAUCCGGCUAAGAUUGAGGCUAUCAGAGAUUGGCCUAGACCUAGUAGUGCCACCGAGAUCAGGAGUUUUCUGGGUUUGGCAGGAUACUACAGGAGGUUCGUCAAGGGGUUUGCUACCAUGGCGCAGCCGAUGA